Letharia columbiana is the source of this 654-nucleotide messenger RNA. RefSeq lists its product as uncharacterized. The coding region runs from base 1 to 654 and encodes 217 amino acids. The transcript has a single exon. NCBI's taxonomy places the organism in Eukaryota, Fungi, Ascomycota, Lecanoromycetes, Lecanorales, Parmeliaceae. The record is from RefSeq and is a predicted model, not a curated record.
AUGUCUCGCGACACUGGCCACCGUUACAGUCACGCUGGACGUCGAGUCACACGCAAGAUGCUUGUUCUUUCCCGUAAAGUAGCGAACCUCCUACACCCGUCGGGUUCCAUGGCCGUUGUCACCAAGCGGACCGGCCAACGUUUCUCGCUCAUCUCUCGCGCGGAUUACCAAGCUACCCUCGCUCCGCAAGGCGUCCCAGCUUCGCAGCGCGAGUCGGAAGUCUCCGUGCAGCUUGUUGGUUUUCAUGUCGUUUGCGGAUUCUGUGAUGGGUUUGUGGUGAGGAAUGGGGUCAUACGGAAUUGCGCUCAUCAGAGAGAUUCUUCGUCUAGCAUGUCGGACCACAGUAGAGAAAGAGGUCAGGGAGCGGUGAGAUCACGCACGUCCGUUCCUUCCAGAUCUCCACGCCGAACCACUACCGCUGCUGAUAACAUCUCGAACCUUGUCCUCCGCACAAGCGAUGCGGCUAGAAAAACUCAUGUUCGCCGUACGGACGAGACUCGAGUGAGCCAUUGCUUGGAUGAAGACACGGUCACUGAGACUGACAAUUCUGUUGGCAGUGACGGAAAUGACCAGUCUCGUUGCAAUCCAGAAACCCUCAUGCAGGAUUGGAGGGAGUGGUCCGAAAGGUGGGAACGACGCGUGAAGAGCAGGUGA